Rhizophagus irregularis DAOM 181602=DAOM 197198 is the source of this 505-nucleotide messenger RNA. The record is from RefSeq and is a predicted model, not a curated record. NCBI's taxonomy places the organism in Eukaryota, Fungi, Glomeromycota, Glomeromycetes, Glomerales, Glomeraceae.
AUUUAAGAAAGCAAGAUGUCUGAUAAAACCAAGGAAUCUGAUAAGACUAAAACUCCUGACAAGCUUGACAAGCUUCUCGCUGAAGUGAACAAUAUUUUUGAAGUAACAAUAUCUAACGCUAACAACAAUAGAGUCUCUUCUCUUACAAAGGCAAUCAGAACCUGUCAUCUAGAUCGAUUUCAAGAUAUAGAUUUGACUAUACUUAUCAGCAGAAUUGAAUUUUUGAAUUAUGACAGACAUUUGACCAAUUCGGCUUUAUAUAGGGUCGCAUCUAUAGCUGAUAGUAUCAUAAUCAAUGACUUAAACAUCAGUGAAUUUGAAAUAGAAGGUGCAAUAAGAAUGGAAUUGCAAGACACCAUUUUUACUCAUUUUCCUAUACAACUCCAACGUAUCUUUGGUAGUGAAAAGAAAAUCAAUGUUAUCGUGUACCCUCCCGCUGAAAGGAUGCCAGAGGUAUUAAACAAAGAUAAUUAGAUUUUUUUAUUCACAUCAUGUAAUAGUGAUA